Molecule: messenger RNA, 615 nt
Organism: Colletotrichum phormii
Lineage: Eukaryota; Fungi; Ascomycota; Sordariomycetes; Glomerellales; Glomerellaceae
Exons: 1
Coding region: 1-615 (204 amino acids)
Source: RefSeq, a predicted model, not a curated record
AUGCUCAGCACCUGCUGCGACGCAACACCUACGCCAACUGGCUCACCCUGCGAAGUCCUCCGUCAGGUGGAACGACUCGGUGGUGCCCAAACAAUAAUAGACCGUGUCGAUCUUGCAACCGGUUCCACAACACCAUUCUACGUCCUUCACAGCAACAAGGAAAACAAAACGGUCGCCGUGUUACACGCAGACCCCCGAGCGCAGGCAUCAGGUGAAGCGUUGGGCACAGCAAAACACCACUCCCUAUCCUCGAAGAUCGACGUUAUUCUCCGCGGCAUGCCGAUCAAGAUGAAGACAAACACGAUGGGAAACUUGCACAGGUUCGACCAUCAGGGACUGAGCUACAGUUGGAGUGUCUCCAACUUGAGCAUGUCGAUGAACACGAUGUACUUGAAAGAUGCCGGAGGAAACUUGCUGGCGACAUGGAAAAGGUACCCUGAAGGCAGGUUAAGCGGCAUGCUUGGACAAUCGUCCCCGGCGUUUGAGGUCUACGUUCCGCCACAGAGCAUUGACAUGGACAUGGUGAUUGUAACGGGGUCCGCGGCGAUUGAAUACUGGCUGAAGUACAAGAAGGAUUCCUACGCAGCGGUAGGAGAGGCCUUUGGUACAGUCUGA